AAAAAAGGUAUCAUGGGAGAUACAGCUGUUCCAGCUGAUCUGUUUCUCAGACAUUUGAUAUAUAAUUUCAGGAAAAUUACAUUAUUAUGACUUUAGCGCUUCUUUUUUAAAAUUUUUAUAAAAAUUCUAAGUUGGACUUUGCGUUCUUAUUCCAAGUCUGUUUUGAUCAAAAUACAAGGGACACUGGAGACACAACAGAAUUUAGUUAAUGGGGUGACUUCACUUGGAAAAGCAUGUCAGGGCGCAGCGUUCGGCUGAAGUCAGUUCCCGUUCAAAGCCUUUCAGAGCUGGAGCGUGCUCGACUACAGGAAGUGGCUUUUUAUCAGUUGCAGCAGGACUGUGACCUAGGUUGUCAGAUUACUAUUCCCAAAGAUGGACAAAAGAGGAAGAAAUCAUUAAGAAAGAAACUGGACUCAUUAGGGAAGGACAGAAUCAGAGACAGAGAAUUUGUUCCUCAGGCUUUUGGAAUGCCCUUGUCCCAGGUGAUUGCUAAUGACCGGGCCUAUAAACUCAAGCAGGAUUCUCAGAGAGAAGAGCAAAAGGAUGUGUCAGACUUUGUGGCCUCUCUUUUACCAUUCGGAACUAAACGGCAGAACAAAGAACUUUCAAGCAGUAACUCAUCUCUUAGCUCAACCUCAGAAACACCAAAUGAAUCUACAUCCCCCAACACUCCAGAGCCAGCACCACAUGCAAAGAGGAGGGGCGCAAUGUCUGUGGACUCUAUUACAGAUCUUGAUGACAGUCAAUCCAGACUGCUAGAAGCUCUACAGCUUUCUUUACCAGCAGAGGCUCAGAGCAAGAAAGAAAAGGCCCGGGAUAAGAAACUAAGUCUAAAUCCCAUUUAUAGACAGGUUCCUCGUCUUGUCGACAGCUGUUGCCAGCAUUUGGAAAAACAUGGUCUCCAGACAGUGGGAAUAUUCAGAGUGGGAAGUUCAAAAAAGAGAGUAAGACAGUUACGUGAGGAAUUUGACCGUGGCGUAGAUGUUGUACUUGAUGAAGAGCACAGCAUCCAUGAUGUUGCUGCUUUGUUAAAGGAAUUUCUACGAGACAUGCCAGAUCCACUUCUCACCAGAGAACUUUACACACCUUUCAUCAACACUCUUUUAUUAGAGCCAGAUGAACAACUAAGCACCUUACAGCUUCUCAUUUAUCUUCUACCUCCCUGUAACUGCGACACCCUACACAGACUCUUACAGUUCCUCUCUACUGUGGCUAGCCAUGCAGAAGACAGCACAGACAAAGAUGGCCAGGAGGUUACUGGGAAUAAAAUGACAUCACUUAACCUAGCCACCAUAUUUGGUCCCAACCUGUUACACAAACAGAAGUCUACAGACAAAGAAUUCUCAGUUCAGAGUUCAGCUCGAGCAGAAGAGAGUACUGCCAUCAUAGCUGUAGUACAAAAAAUGAUUGAAAAUUAUGAGAUUCUCUUCAUGGUUCCUCCUGACCUUCAGAAUGAAGUACUAAUUAGUCUGUUAGAGACUGACCCAGAUGUUGUGGACUAUUUGUUAAGAAGGAAAGCUUCCCAGUCAUCAAGCCCAGAAAUGCUGCGAUCAGAAGGUCCAUUCUCCAUAGGAGGGAGGCAUUCUUCCACAGACUCUAACAAAGCCUCAAGCGGAGAUGUUUCUCCAUAUGACAACAACUCACCGGUACUGUCUGAACGGUCUUUGUUGGCAAUGCAAGAAGACAUUACCCUUAGUUCAGAUAAGCUCCAUAAGGUAUCUGAACAGUACACAUUGGUUGGUCAUUUGCAGUCUAAAUUGAGAGAGAAUUCUUCAGGAUCACAAGCUGGAAAAGAUCUUCCAGAGGAUCAUUUUAAUAUCUGGGGCACCUGGCAUUCAACCCUGAAAAGCAGUUCCAAAGAUCCAGGAAUGACAGGUUCAUAUGGAAACAUUUGUGAAAGCAGCUCAUUACGACCAGGACAGUGCUCUCUUUCUCAAGGGAACCUAUCAGCAAAUUCUCCUCAGUGGCAGAGUAACUUCACUGAAUUGGACAAUGGAAAGCAAACAAUACGAAGGAGUCAGACUACUGCUGCCAUCCCUGAAUGUAAGUUUCAUCCUCCCGUGUCUCGUGUUUGCAGUACUUCGCAAAUUGAAGGCAGUAGGAGGAGUUCAGAUGAGUCUAAUUCAAGGUGUGAGUGGCCUUUGACUUUAAUGAACACAGAGGACUGUCCAGAGCGUAACUCAAAUCUGGGUUGUUUGCAAAGUGUAACUAAACCUUCAUACCCAAGGCACAGCAAUAUAAGUAGAAAAGACAGGCCACCACCUCCUUAUCCUGGUCCAGCAAAAACAAGUUCUGCAUUGUCCCAGCAACCAACUGGCUCAUCAAUACCACACUCCUUGUGGAGCCUUCAGAAAGAGAAAUAUUCAGAAACCACUGCAGCAGAAGGACGAGCAGCCAAAUCAGUGGACCAGUCCACAUCCAGUCAGGGGAGACAGACCACACAAGACAAAAUAAGUAACAUCUUUUCCACUACAGCCAAUAAUCAGAAAAGCAAAAAUGUGCCCGAGCCAGAGUGGCAUGAUUGGCAAAGAGAGCGAUGGCAAAUUUGGGAGCUUUUAUCAGCUGAUAAUCCUGAUGCCCUCCCUGAAACUCUUGUAUGAUCAGACUCAUAUACAGAACUGCCAAUGAUGAAUAAACCUCUCUAAAAUAGGAAAAGAAGAAUGACAUUGGAAAACCUGAGGGUGUUAUACUAAGUCAAUUUCAUUCUUUUUUAACUUUGUUCACUUUAAUUCUUUAAUAGCACUGUCAAGCAGUCUAUUUACAAAUGCAAUAUGUUUCAGUUUUGUAGGAAGCUUUAAAAGAGAAGAAGAAGAUGAAAAUUUUAGUCUAAUAUCUCUGUAUGCAUAAGCUGUGUGUAAGAUAAAACUAUUGCUUUGGUGUUGCUAAAACAUAUUUAUAUAUCUGCAGUUUCGAUGAUUGUAUAUUCUGUAAUAGGUUAUGUAUGAUAAUCAUAUGGUAUAUGUUCAUAUACAGAUGACAAUCAGAUCGUGACUGUUUUUUUUUAAUCACUGCACUUAAGUUACGCAUUGGAAUUCUAUAAAAAGUGCACAAGCUGGUUUCUGUGCUUAUAAACAACAUGUUAAUGGGGGUAGAAUGUCCUUCUUUUCACUGCCUGUGAAAAACACUAAAAUAGAAUGAAACAUAUGAAAAGCCAUAUAUUUUAUAAGGGUAGUAGUGAGAUAAGGGGAAAAUAGUAACCAGAUAUUUUUCUUAUAAAUAUAAUUUUGCAAACAAAAUUAAAAUUUGAUACAGUAUUAUAACAUAAUAUUUUUUUAGACGCUGUUUGGAAGCAAUUCAGUUAAUCAGCCAAGAGAGAGGCUGUGCCUAAACCAAAUGAAAAGUCUUAGUGCAGAGGUCUGCCAUCCCAUUCUAGAAUAACUAUGAUUUUAUAUAUACAGCAUAUAAUAUAUAUAUUUAUAAAUGUAUGAUGUUAUGUAUUGUUUUAAAACAAUAAACUGGAAAUCCAAAUUUUAAAAAAAGCAUGUAAAAACUCAAAAAGAAUAUGGCUUUUCCUAUUAAAUAACAAGUUUUCAGUAUUAAGAAUAAAUAAAUUGAACAUGCAAGUAUUUACAUGUACAUUAAAAAGGAGAGUAACAUGCAGUAUUCUAGAAUUGAGUAUGACAUUUGGAGACGUUCACAGCUAUUUGUAUAAUUAUUUUGCCAAAGUUUGGGGAACUAUUUCUUCUUCAGUAACUUUACAUUACAUUGUUAAAUGUUGAUGUUACACAAGUUCUGGUUUUUUAAACUGCAAAAAUGUUUAUGACCAGCAGGUGGCAAUGUACUCAGUAUUUUAAGAGUUUUGUUUCACUUGAUAAGGGAAAGUGUUUCAUAUACAAAGAUUUUUAUAAAACAUGCUAGGCUUAAUUUUAAUGAAGUUAAAGACUUAUUCAGUGGUGUUGUCUUUAAGUUCUAUCUUGUGCCAUAAUGAUGGAAUAAAAAGCUAAGAA
Alligator sinensis (Chinese alligator) is the source of this 3947-nucleotide messenger RNA. It is a transcript of the gene ARHGAP6, whose product is annotated as Rho GTPase activating protein 6. Gene Ontology annotation, biological process: signal transduction. Lineage: Eukaryota; Metazoa; Chordata; Crocodylia; Alligatoridae. The coding region runs from base 234 to 2600 and encodes 788 amino acids. The transcript is spliced from 13 exons. The record is from RefSeq and is a predicted model, not a curated record.